UAGGCUGGAUAUUCAUGUCAAGUCAUGUCCAUGCAAUCUUGCAGAGAUAUCAUUUGUUUUAAUCUACUAUUAGCCAUAACUGUCCUGCAGCCUCAAAUUCAACAUGGAGUGUAAGGCAGUGAGUGUUUGAUGAGUCUCUCUGAGGUGAAAGAGACUGACGAGGCUUCACCUACACCAGGUAAAACGCGCAGAUGGACAAUAGGAUGAGUCUCACUGAAGAAAGAGCACAGGGAGACACUGAUCCCAGCACAGCAACGACGCCAUCAUAUGCCCAGCCGAGUCCUCUGACUAUGGAGAUUAAUGAGGCUAAAGCACAGCUGUCUGAACUGACACAUACUUCAUGCUUUGGUCAGAGGUGAGGAGAAUAAUUAGCUCACUUGCACAUCGAAACCACAGUGGGUGGUGAGUUAAACAACGCUAGUCUGUGUCUAGUUUGUGUUCUUUCCUUUUUGUAUUUGUUGCACAAUAUGUUUUCAAAAUAACACAACUUGCAUUGUUUUUAAAACAUUCUGUCCUGAGCUCAGUCACUCAAAGGCACCUCUACAUAUUCUGAUCUCCCAAAGCAAUCCUUUUAGUGAAUUUUUCAGUCCAAGUCAUGUGUGGCAGUUUUCUAUUUGCAAAAAUUACAACCAAUACACUGGAUGAAUAGAGGACACUGAGAACAUGUUUCUUCAUUUUGAUCUAAAUAAAGGACUAAACUUUAGGCAAUUCUUAUCCUUAAUGUAUUAUUUGUCUCUAUUUUGUAUUUUACUGUCCUUUUUAGUUACAUUGAUUUUUUUUCUUCCUGUUUACAUUGUAGUGUAUGUUGUGUGUGGUGUCUUAAAAUGCUAGGACCUUACAUUUCUCCUUGUGGGUUAAUAAAGUAUCUAUCUGUCUAUAUGUCUAUCUAUCUAUUUGUCUAUCUAUCUAUCUAUCUAUCUAUCUAUCUGUCUGUCUGUCUGUCUGUCUGUCUGCCUGCCUACCUAUCUACCUACCUAUAUACCUACCUACCUACCUACAUGUACCUACCUACCUACUGUACCUACCUACCAAGAAAUUAGGAAUUACGGGGUAGAACAGAAUUUCUGAGUAGUAUAGUGCUUUUGGUUACCUCUUAAAAUCAGUGAAUAUGUUUAAUCAUAUUCCCUUAAUAUGCAGAUAGAAAUAAAUGAAAAAGAGUUUUGAUUCCAAACCUGGAAAACCCCGUGUAGUCUAACUGGUAUUUCGAGUUUAAAAGAGUGGCCAUGUAAGUCAUGUCAGUACCAGUAUGUACAGAGACUAAGACCCCGUUUACAUGACGACGCAGGGUGUUUUUGUCUUCACCGCUUUCACACCUUUGACGAUACCGGUCAAAAAAACAUUUGCGUUUACACACAGAGGUGAAAACGCCAAGUUGCCCAGAAGAAGCAUGCCAGUGGGUGUUCCCAACAGUAGCUAUGCAAAUACCUUUCCUCGUCAUUCAAUGAGCGCGCUCAAAAAAAGCGACUCUAAUCGGAGCUGUCAAGUGUCACAAAACUUUCGCCGGAUGGACUCUCACGCUUGCCAUGUUAUGAAACUUGGCAGCCCUUUAUGUCAAGCACAUCGUGGAUGUUUGCACAACCAUUGAGAGCUAAUACACAGGAUUGCUUUUCAAUUUCUGUCUUGUAAUGUUAUUGUAUAUGCCCCCCUAGAAUAAUAUCGAAUGUCUAUCAGAACUGCCCGCUGUCAAACACCUGAAGCAACCCUGUAUUUCGCAUGCACGGUUAAUAUAGCCUACAUUAUUUACUGAAAUGUAAAGGAGGCCAGCAUUAUUCGCGGACUAAGUGGAGCUAAAUUAAGUUAUUAUUUUGCUGUCACUUCGUCUGUAGGCCUAUGGCCUAGAAGGUUGUAUUUGGUAUCUGUGGAUAGCUCUAGCUCUCCUCUUUUAUCUGACAUGCAAGCCAUAUUUUUUGACCACGGUUUCACGAUAGGCUAAAUCAAACGAAAGUAGCGGUAGUCGAAGCUAUAUGACAUUCUUAUUUGUUUGUCACUUCGUCUGUUUUAUAACGAUAAAGGAUCGAUGUGUUUGGUAUCAAUGGAAAGCUCGGUUUCUCCUCUUUCAUUUGAUAUGCGUGUCAUGUCUGUGCGAUGCCUGGUCCCGGAGUAAUUCAAGUGAGAGUGGCUGCGUGGGUGAACGCAGAGCAAUAUAGACUGUAAAUAUGAUAUACUUUGAUUUAAAUUCAUGAUUUUAUUUUAUUUUCAUACGUGUCUAGUCUCGUUGGAAAGCCCCGGUUUUGCUCUUUCAUGCAAUAUAGGUCUCAUCUCGCUGUGACUAAUAAUAGCGGAGCAAUGUACCAGAGAAGAAUGGGUGUGUUUUUUGACGCACUUUGCGUCCGUCGGGUCCGUUAAAUUGACUUGGAAAAAAGUAGGAUUUGUAAACUGUCGGAAUGGGGGUACUAAAAUGUGUCGGACUGGCAGCAUGUCUAAAUAGCAGCAUGUCGAAAUAGAGGCAUGUCUAAAUGGAAGCAUGUCGUAGUGGUGGCAUGUCUCAGUGGCAGCAUGUAACCCUCCUGCGCAAACAAAAUGUGUGCUCGUAGGCUCUGCAUUAAGUUGAUUACGGCUACGUGUUCAUCAACUCUAGCAGUCUAGCAGGGAAGGUGGUGGAUUUAAAAGUAGCCUAGAGACUAUUUUGGCGCAGGUUAUUGUUAAUGCGUUGUUGCUGGUCGUCGAAAUCAUGCAGAAUUGUAGCAGCACACGGCUCCAGCAUCGUUGUUGUUCUGCCAAGACUGUCUAGUCAGGUGAGGUCAAGCGCGGGGGCUGGACUAGAGGUUCGAGGUGGGGCUAUGUCGUCAUAAAAACCCCAGAUGUGCCUUUACACGGCAAAACGAAAACGGGGUUCUCAAAAACCUCCACCCUAGAAGCAGUUUUCAAAACCCAUCGUUUUCAGCCGCCAAAAUGGCGUCGUCGUGUAAACGAAAGGCCUUACUGAUGAAAAAAAACACAGUUUUUGAAAAAAACGUUGUCGUGUAAACAGCACCUAAAUGGCACCAUCCCAAAACAGAAUGAGUAAUCAUUUUGAAUACUUGUAUAUUAUUGCAGUUUGCCAAACAUAAAACAUCCCAAGUGUAAGCAUACAGUAUAACAGUUUUGCAUUGCCCCACAAUUAUUCUAUGACACAUUCCUCUUCCUAGUGUUACCUAAUAUUCUAAUGCCAUUACAUAUUGUUAACAAGUAGAUCAGUCUCCCCAGUGCCUGCCACCAUGUUCCAGCCCUUUGGCGCUGCAAACUGUAUAUGACCAACAUCAUGAAGCUGAAUAGUUGAUUCUUCCUGGCAAGAAGAAUCAUAUUCAAGUUGAAUCCAUAUCCUCCUAUUGAUCAACUAAAAAUAACAUUUCUGUUCAAUUUUGAUAUACUAUAGGUAAAACUUUACUUGAAGGUGUCUACAUAGAAGUGACAUGACACUGUCAUAACUACAGUAUGACAUGACACUGUCAUAUGACAUGACAACUUCUAGUAAAUUCACUUUGAUUUUUAAUGUCAAGUCAUAAUCGUGGCAACCCAAUCAUUAUCAACUUGUCAUGACAAAAAUCGAAUUAAUGACGUUGUAGCCGUUCAUGAGUUGUUUAUAGCUUUUAUGACAUGUUCAAAAAAGGAUAUGUAGGCUAUACUAUGUUCAUGACAGUGUCAUGUCAUCUUCUAUAGAUACCUUCAAGUCUAGUGUUACUGAAUAUUCUAAUGCCAUUCCAUAUUGUUCACAAGUAGAUCAGUGUCCCCAGUGCCAAGUGUUUUAUCAUUGAAGAGUGAUGAAUCCAUGUGGGAGCCUAACAAUUUCGAUGGAGGGACUGGCAAGAGGUAAGUAUCACAUAAGUGAGUUAUUCUUCAUAUGACAUAUUGACCAGUAAGUGAUAUAUUGCUGUUCAAUGUAUUCCAAUGCUAUUCCAUAUUGUUCAAAUAGUGGCACGCACUCAUGGAAGAAUGAGACAAAUGAACAUGAUUUGCAAUCCUUGCAUCCAUUACUCCGCACGAUUACUAGGUGUAUUGCAUUUAUUAAGCCUGAAGGGUUGAUUCUUCCUGGCAAGAAGAAUAUAUCAUAUUAAAGUUGAGUCCAUACGCAGCGGCUGCACCGUAGGUGCAAGGCCCUAUUGUUUUUGCUCAGAAUUUUAUUAUUAUUAUAGUGGAAUCCUCAUACCGGAAACGUUGUGCCCUUUUUCACAAACUUGGCAUGCACUAAAACUCUUGAAAUUUGGCAGCUACCUGUGGAAUUGAUAACUCUACUAAGAGACAGACCUCUGCCCUAGGGUGUGGCUGAUGGACUCUAUAGCCACCUACCUAGCGCGUUAUCUGUUGUGGUUGACACAUACAUUCACGGAAAUGGCCCAGAUUUGGUGGGCAUAUGUGUUGUAUGAAUCUGAACAAGUUUUACAUUGAAACUAUAUAGUGAAUCUUUGAAGAAUUUGAGUUAUGAUUAUGAUUAUGAUUUUUGCACAUCACAUAUUUUGAAACACUUCUCCUAGACGGUUUAUCUAAAUCAUGUCAUAUAAGCACUAAAAUGAUCUAAAGGGGUUGCCCGAGAGGAAUUAAGGAAUUUUCAAUUUUUUAAGUGUAUUGAAAUGGCGAAGGUUUAAAUUAUGACGUUUUAUUAAGAAACAGGAAGUUGGUGUUAUGGCAGAAAAAAGGUUAUGAAUUGGAUGUAAUUUGGCAGCUACUUGGAAUUUCUUCUGCUAGUCGGAGACAGAGCUCUUGCCUAAGGUGUGGCUUCGGGACUCUAUAGCGCCACCUAGCAGCACGUUAUCUGUUGUGGUUGACACAAACAUUCACGAAAAUGAACCAAAUUUGGUGGACUUGUGUGUUAUUGCUAUGGCUAGUCAGAGACAGAGCUUUGGCCUAGGGUGUGGCGUAGGGACUCUAUAGCGCCACCUAGUGCGUUGUCUGUUGUGGUUGACACAUACUGUACAUUCACGAAAAUGAACCAAAUUUGGUGGGCUUGUGUGUUAUUGCUAUCGCUAGUCAGAGACAGAGCUCUGGCCUAGGGUGUGGCUUAAGGACUCUAUAGCGCCACCUAGCGCAUUGUCUGUUGUGGUUGACACAUACAUUCACGAAAAUGAACCAAAUUUGGUGGACAUGUGUGUUGUAUUAAUCUGAACAACUUUUACAUUUGGUGAAUCUUAAAAUAAUUUGAGUUAUGAAUAUGAUUAUCAUUUUUGCACAUCGUGUAUUUUGAAACACUUCUUCUAGACGGUUUAUCGAAAUUAUGUCAUAUCAGCAGUAAAAUGAUCUUGAGGGGUUGCCCUAGAGGAAUUGCAACCAGAUUUUUUAAUUUCAAAAGUAUAUUGAAAUGGCGAAGAUUUGAAUAAAAGUGUCUUUUAAGAGAGAAAGUGGCCGCAAGCGGCAUUGACGGGCCCAAGCACCUGCGGUCCGUGAUCUAAAUUUGGUGGGCUUGUGUGUUGCUACCUCUAGUCAGAGAGAGUUCUGGCCUAGGGUGUGGCUUAGGGACUCUAUAGUGCCACCUAGCACAUUGUCUGUUGUGGUUGACACAUACAUUCACAAAAAUAAACCAAAUUUGGUGGGCUUGUGUGUUAUUGCUAUCGCUAGUCAGAGACAGAGCUCUGGCCGAGGGUGUGGCUUCCGGACUCUAUAGCGCCACCUAGCAUGUUGUCUGUUGUGGUUGAUACAUUUAUUCAUUAAAAUUAACCAAAUUUGGUGGGCAUGUGUGUUGCUCAUGCAACAGAUUCUGAAAUGUCACAGGUCCGCACCGCAGGUGCUCGGGCCCGCCAUCGCCGCUUGCAGCUAUAUUUGUUAACUGUUAUUAAGCUACCUAUAAUAAGUAUUUGGCUUGAAACAAAAAAAGACAGCAAUGCUGCUUUGCGAUUGUUGGACUUUUAUUUUGACAAGUUUUCGUCGUUUUGUCUUCCGCAUUAUGAAUGUUGAGUCAUGUUUCAUGAAUCAGCCAUGAAUGCUUCAUGUGCAGUUCAUGACAGCUGUUCUGAAUGUGUUAUGAAUGAACCCGUCAAGUAAAGUGUUACCACUAUGGUUGUAUUGAAUGUGAGUUGUAUCAGUCUACAACACCACUACAAAUGACACUGGGAAACCCAUUCUGUUCUAUUUUAUUCACCUGGUUGAACAACUACCAUGUUUAUAUAGCCUAUAUAGUCUAUGGUCUAGGCUAUGGGCCCCCCUGAUAGAGAGCAUGAGCAUGCUGACCUGGAGGUGUGUGAAGAGAAAAACAAUUUUUAAAUAUUUGGAAAAUUUGAAAUAAAUAUGGAGAAUUAUGGUUAAGAAUGAAAUGUGUUGACAUUUUGUCAGACCCCGCCACAGAUUUGGUCCCCCCUAAUGUUGACAUCAUGGCUACGGCCUUGAUGACACUUAAUGACAUAAGUUAAAGCCGUUCAUGAGUUGUUCACCGUUCACGUUCACCACGUUUAUGACAGUGUCAUGUCAUCUUCUGUAGAUACCUUCAAGUCUAGUGUUACUGAAUAUUCUAAUGCCAUUCCAUAUUGUUCACAAGUAGAUCAGUGUCCCCAGUGCCAAGUGUUUUAUCAUUGAAGAGUGAUGAAUCCAUGUGGGAGCCUAACAAUUUCGAUGGAGGGACUGGCAAGAGAUCAGUGUCCCCAGUGCCAAGUGUUUUAUCAUUGAAGAGUGAUGAAUCCAUGUGGGAGCCUAACAAUUUCGAUGGAGGGACUGGCGAGAGGAAAGUAUCACAUAAGGAUUGUGUUAGCGCCGAUGGACAUGUGACUGAAGCAUCAAAGAGUACCCCUGCUCUGUGUUCCAACAGUUCCAGAUCACCUUCACCCCCACACACGGUUCAGCCAGACAACAACUCGUAUUCUGGUUCCAUCAAACAGGGCAAUAUCCUGGAAACAGUGAAGAUGAACCAUAAAGCCACCAUGAAAAAGAGGUUUGAGCAAGUAUGUGAGGGAAAUAUUAAACCAGGAAACAAAACUCCUUUAAACAGGAUAUUUACACCCCUCUAUAUCACUGAGGGGUGGACUGAAAGUCUGAAAGCCCAUGAAGCUCGACAAAUUGAAACAUCAAGAAGACGAACACAAGAUAACAUAAUCAACUGCAAUGAUAUCUUUAAAACAUUGCUUGAAGAGAAAGUGUGUAUCAGAGCAGUGCUAACCACAGGGGUUGCUGGCAUUGGAAAAACUGUGUCUGUGCAGAAAUUCAUUCUUGACUGGGCAGAGGACAAGGCAAAUUGUGAUAUAGAUUUCAUAUUUGUGCUGCCUUUCCGAGAAAUGAACCUAAUCACAAAUGAACAGUACUGUUUUCACCAACUUCUGGUUGAUCUCCAUCCUGCCUUGAAACAGCUAACAGAUAACAAGAUGUAUGAGGAGUGCAAUCUGGUUGUCAUUUUUGAUGGACUGGAUGAAAGCAGAAUUAGAUUGAACUUUACCAGUGAUCAAGCCCUGAAACUCCAUGAUGUUUCUAAGAUAUCUUCAAUUGGCGAUCUGAUCACAAACCUGAUCCUGGGGAAUCUUCUCCCAUCAGCUCACAUAUGGAUCACAUCAAGACCAGCAGCAGCUGGACAGAUCCCUGAUCAGUUCAUCAGUCGUGUGACUGAAGUGCGUGGAUUUACUGACCAACAGAAGGAUGAGUACUUUCGGAAGAAAAUAAGUGAUCAGACUCAGGCCAAGCAAAUCAUCUCACACAUUAAGGCAUCAAGAAGCCUUCAUUUCAUGUGCCACAUACCAGUUGUCAGUUGGAUCUCGUCCAUUGUGCUUCAAGAAGUCUUCCAACACAACAGGGAAGAAAUACCCCAAACUCUUACUGAAAUAUUCACUCAUUUCUUAAUCAUUCAGAUGAACAUGAAGAGCCAAAAAUUUGGGGAAAUGGAAGACGGGGCUCCAAGCAGCAAGGUUCUUGAGGAAAACAAAGAUGUCAUUUUGAAGUUAGCAGAACUAGCAUUCACACAACUGGAGAAAGGAAAUCUGCUGUUUUAUGCAGAGGACCUUGAGGAAUGCGGCAUUGAUGUCACUGAGGCCUCAGUAUACAGUGGUUUGUGUACACUUUUCAGAGAAGAAUUCGUGUUCACGCAAAAAAAGGUCUUCAGUUUUGUUCACCUCUCAAUUCAGGAGUUUCUUGCAGCUCUCUAUGCAUUCUACUCUUAUGUGAACAGAAAUGUCAAAGCUCUGAAAUGUCUCCUCGCUGGUUGGGAGAGACAGCACUUCCUGGAAACACUGCUGAAGGAUGCUGUGGACAAGUCCUUGAAGAGUGAAGAUGGACACUGGGACAUGUUUGUGCGGUUCCUUUUGGGGCUCUCGCUGGAGUCGAACCAGAGACUCCUACAUGGCCUACUGACACACAUAGUGAGCAGCUCAGAGAGCAUCGAGAAAACCAUCAAAUAUACCAAAGAAAUCAUCCGCUACAAAGAUGUCAAAGAAAGAUGCAUGAAUCUCUUGCUUUGCUUGCUGGAAAUGAAAGACAACUCCUUACACAAAGAGAUUCAAGAGUAUCUGGAGUCUGGAAAAGAGCUCUUUCCUUCUCACUGCUCAGUGCUGGCCUAUAUGAUCCUUGUCUCAGAUGAUGUACUCGAUGAACUUGACCUGCAGAAGUACACCAUAACCAGUGAGGGUCGUAGACGGCUACUGGAAGCUGUGGGUCGCUGCAGAAAGGCACGUCUGAUUGGCUGCCAUCUGACAAGGGAACACCUGAAGACAGUGGCCUCAGCUCUUCAGUCAGAAACCUCUCAGCUAAGACAUCUAAAUCUGAGUUACAACGACCUGAAAGAUUUGCCAAAUGAGCUCUUUACUGCCAUUGAGUUUGAACAUUGCAAACUGGAAAGACUUACGCUGAAUUGUUGUGAACUGAAAGAGGACUUCUGUGGCCUCCUAAGCUCUCUGCUCAAGUCAGAACACACUUGCUUAAAAGAGCUCGAUCUGAGCAACAAUGAUCUUCGUGAUGAAGGAGUAGCACAACUCUCAGAUGGGCUUAUGUCUCCAAAAUGUAAAGUUGAAGUUCUUGUGCUCUCAGGUUGUCUUGUGUCAAAAAAGGGUUUUGAAGUUUUAGCCACAGUUCUAGAGGCAAAUACUUCCCACCUCAGAGAGCUGGAUUUGAGCUACAAUCACCCAAGUGAAACUGCAGUGUCAUGCAGAUUCUCUCUGAAACAGAACAAAGGCUAUAAACUGAGAUCACUUAAUGUUCAACAUUGUGGAGAUUUGAGAUUGAAACCAGGUCUGAGAAAAUAUGCCUGUGAGCUCACAAUGGACCCAAACACACCACACAAAGACAUAGCUCUGUCCAAGAAGGACACCAAAGCCAAACGAGGGAUCAUGCGACUGUACCCUCCCCACGAAGAGCGGUUCGAGGUCUUUGAGCAAGUGCUGUGCAGAGAGGGUUUGAGAGGACGCUGCUACUGGGAGGCUGAGUGGAGUCACAAUGGAGCUGCUAUUGCGGUGGCAUACCGAGGCAUCCACAGGAAAGGAAACGUUGGCAGCGAGUUUGGUUCUAAUGAUAAAUCCUGGAGCUUGAAGUGCUGUGAUAAUGUUUACAUUGUUAAGCACAAUGGUAAAAAUAUUGACAUACCAGUGCCACCAUCCAACCGAAACUGUAUAGGUGUGUAUCUGGACUGGCCAGCAGGAACAUUGUCUUUCUACAAAGUCUUUAAUGAAGGACGGGUGCAUUUGCACACAUUUUGUACAACAUUUACUGAGCCUGUGUAUCCAGGGUUUGGGCUUGAAUAUGACUCAUCUGUAUAUCUUUGUGAGAUGAAAUAGUUUUUAUGCUGGUAUGCCAGGCAACCAUUUAUGAGAGUUUGUGUGUAACUUGUAUUACCGUUAUCAUGGGUACUGUGUGUAAUUUCACCAAGGUCUAACCUCUAUUAAACUCUACUGUAGGUCA
This is a messenger RNA of Sardina pilchardus (European sardine), 9774 nucleotides long. RefSeq names its product NLR family CARD domain-containing protein 3-like. Gene Ontology annotation, biological process: intracellular signal transduction. Gene Ontology annotation, molecular function: protein binding. The transcript is spliced from 10 exons. NCBI's taxonomy places the organism in Eukaryota, Metazoa, Chordata, Actinopteri, Clupeiformes, Clupeidae. The record is from RefSeq and is a predicted model, not a curated record. Bases 6495 to 9650 code for a protein of 1051 amino acids.